Messenger RNA from Bufo bufo (common toad), 3409 nucleotides. Its product is annotated as carboxypeptidase N subunit 2-like. Gene Ontology annotation, molecular function: protein binding. Lineage: Eukaryota; Metazoa; Chordata; Amphibia; Anura; Bufonidae. The record is from RefSeq and is a predicted model, not a curated record. The transcript has 3 exons. The coding region runs from base 157 to 2655 and encodes 832 amino acids.
UGCAGACGUGUGAGGCUGUUUCAGCAGAUCCUGUGAGUGUUCUGCACUAGACUUUCAGAUCUGGUCACAGGAAAAUGUCUAAUUUCCCACAAGAGAGGAAUAGACCUUCAUUUAAAGCUAGCCACUGGCUUCAAUGAUCACGUAUGCAAGAGCUGAAUGGGAAUGGCACAUCAUCGCUUCAAUUCCAAUGGAUUUAGGAGACACGGUGGGGAUUUCAUAAGAAAUAAAAUGCAUUUGAUUUUGCUCCUCUUGGCGUUACUUGAAACCAUUGACUCUACUUCUGCAAGCUGUAAAAACGUGUAUGACUGUCCCAAAGAUUACCAGGAAGUCUUUAUGAAGGAAACCAUCAAAGAAAUCCCUAAAUCCGUAAGCCAAAAAAUAACUGAGAUCUUUUUGGUGCAAACUGGAAUUUCGACAAUCCGAAAAGAUGCAUUUAAAUACAUGACUCACUUGGGAAAAAUAUUCUUUAUGAAUAAUAAAAUUAGCGUAAUAGAAGUUGGUGCCUUUGAUAAUCUAAAGAACCUUACUGAACUUGAGAUAUCUGGAAAUGCAGAUUUGCAUGAACUUAAGACUGGAGUUUUCAGCAAUCUUAGCAAUCUGAAGAAGCUGGUUCUUAAAAUUAACAACAUUAGUUCCUUGGGUCAAGGAAUUUUUGAUGACCUUCAGAAUUUAGAAGAACUCUACAUAAACCUCAAUAAGUUAUCUUCUUUUCCUCCAGGGAUAUUCAAUGCACUUGGAAAACUCAGAAUUCUUCAUCUAGCAAAAAAUAAAUUAACUCAGUUGCCUGAGGACAUAUUUAGUAAAUUACCUGAACUAAAAAUCCUUCGCCUCUAUGAAAAUGAGCUCACUGAGCUUCCUCAAGGAUUGGUGCACAAUAACCAAGAACUGACUGAAUUCAAUAUAAAUUCAAACCAAAUAAAACUAUGGCCCAAAAACAUUUUGGCUAAAUCAAAAAAUCUUGAAAAAUUGUUUUUAGAAGAUAAUCUGUUAGAAGAACUUCCAGAUCAAAUGCUGUUUGGGCUUAAUAAAAUAAGGCAGCUGAAAAUAAAUGCAAAUAAACUGAAGAAGCUUCCAGAUGCGAUAACUGAUGGUAAUGUUGUUACAGAACUUGAUCUGAGCCAGAAUAAACUAACUGAUAUUCCUGUUGCUGCAUUUAAUAAUUUCAAGUCUUUGAGGAAGUUGAUUAUUUCUUCAAACCAGAUCACUAUGCUAAAUAAGGAAAUGUUUUCUGGUCUUGGUAAAUUAACAGAGCUUAAUGUUGAAAAUAAUUAUCUUAGCAGCUUGCUAGAUGAUGUGUUCUCAUUUCUCCCAGAGUUAAAGACUCUAAGACUUAAUAACAACAAGUUCACCAACAUCCCUCUUCAACCAAUUGAGUCAAUCCCCAAGCUAGCUAUUAUACAUUUAAAAGAUAAUCCUUGGGCUUGUGACUGUAACCUUCAGGAUUUUUACAAGUGGAUAAAUGACAACAAUGCAAAAGUAAAAGACAUUAAUCAAAUAUUGUGUGAAUUGCCAGAUAACCUCAAGGGGCAAGUCAUCUUUUCCCUGAAGCUUGAUAAAUUAAUUUGCUUAACAACACCAGUGACAACAAUGAAAGCAACCACCAAGGCAGCCAUCAUCACAACUCAUCUAACUACCAUCCACACAACUCAGCAGGUCACUACUGUAAAGUCUCAAACAACUCUAAUACCUACAACACUUAAAACAGUUCCUCCGACUACUCUUCCUCCAACUACAACUCAAAAAACUACUUUUAUGUCAACUACUGACUUUAUACCAACCACACAAUUUACAACAGAGCUUUUAACUCCAGACUAUACCACUUUAAAGAUUUCAACACUUAAAGAAACAACUUUUUUGCCAACAACCACCAUAGUAGUCACAACUCCACAAAUAACAACUAAUAUGCCAACCACAGAAAAUACAACCCCACAAUCUACUACAACUGUAGAGAUUACAACAUCCCAAGAAACAACCUUAAUGCAAACCACAACCAUAGCAGUCACAACUCCACAAGCUACAACAAUCAUGGCAACCACAAAACUUACAACCACCCAACCAACAACUACAAUCAUGGAAUCUACAAGAAAUCAAGCCACAUCAAUUGCCUAUAUUACACAUCCUGAAACAACUUCUGAAGCAUCUACAGAAGCAUCUACAACAACUUUCAAGACCGCAACACAGACUGUCAGCACCCUUAUGUCAACUCCAACACCAAAAACAACUACAUCUGCAAUUGCAAGCACUCCAUUGGAACUAACAAGUUUAUUUACUACACUGAAGAUGACAGCAGUUGUCUCUACUGAAAUAACAUCUACAUCUAUGCCAACAACAAAGACUUCUACAAAAGGUGCCAUGUUACCUGCAACAGUCUAUUUUAUGCAUACAACCACAGAGAAUAUUACUAAAGAUGAAGACUCCACACUACAUUCAUCAGUUGCAUCACAGAUAAAAGAUAGCAGUUUUGGCUUUGGAUCUAGAGUUCAUCACUGUCAGAUUUUAUUUGUCUCCUACCUAACAUUACUGUGUAUCGAAAUCUGUACUACAAUGUUUUUAAUAACAUUUACUUACACGCUACACAAAUCUAUACGUAGUGUAAAGAUACCAGUACGUCCUGUAAGACUGGUUUAUGUGUAUAGUAAAAAGGAGAAGACAUAGGCACACUUAGCUUUCAUUAAGUAAUGUAAUUAAAGUGUGAUGAAAGGAACUAUAAAGCUAUCAAUGGAAAGACCAUUAAAUGACACUGAUGAAGACUAAAAAGCCUAAAGAUUGUGCAAGUUGGAACAGAUAUUUAUGUGAUGCUAGGUUGUAUCUGUGCUCUAUACCAAAGGAUUAUUAAUGCAUGGUUAGUGGCUUCACCUGCUAUGGCCACAACCAGGCGAUAUGUAUUGGCCAGAUAUUUACACGGGUAACAGCUAUGUUUCCUUCACUCGCUAUACUUCAUUGGGGAGCACCUUAUCUCCCAGUUGGACGAAAGGAUCAGCAUUUAUAAUGUUUCACUCUCGUGGAAAGACAAGUCAGGAGCCUCUUAUUCCCAUUCUUCUGUCAGCAGAGCCUACUAACAUUGUUGAGACUGGUCAACUUUAUCCUAUUAAGAUGGACAGCUCACAUUAUACUUUGUAUAGUGUUGUAAAUAAUCAUAUUAAAAAGGGGUUGUUCAACCUGUUUGUAUUGAUGAACUAUCCUUGGGAUAGGUCAUGAAUAUCUGAUUGGCAGGGGUCCAAAAUCUGGCAAACAAUCAGCUGUUUGAAGAGUGCUGCCUCCUCUUCAUUACACUAUGUGUCUUCUCCUCUCUAGCGGUGGUGUAGUGUAAUUUCAAGUACUCGCUCCAUUCAAGUGAAUGGAGUGAGUACUUGUAAUUACACUGCACUUCUAAGAUGACAGGUGGUGUAAUGAAGAGGAAGUAGCGCUC